Messenger RNA from Daldinia loculata, 1302 nucleotides. RefSeq lists its product as uncharacterized. NCBI's taxonomy places the organism in Eukaryota, Fungi, Ascomycota, Sordariomycetes, Xylariales, Hypoxylaceae. Gene Ontology annotation, molecular function: carbohydrate binding. The transcript has 2 exons. Gene Ontology annotation, biological process: cell adhesion. The coding region runs from base 451 to 1170 and encodes 239 amino acids. The record is from RefSeq and is a predicted model, not a curated record.
CAUGACACUAGGUAUAGGUAAAACAGAAGGAACAGUUGGAGAAGUUAAUAAUUAUAUUCUCCUACAUUUGGAAUCAGUCACAUAGCUUCCAAUAACAUCAAAUAUUCCGAACGAAAUACUAACAUGAACGUGUUAGCCUCCCAAAAUUGAACUCCGCAACUCAACCAUUCUUGAGAGUUGGUAUUGUGUCUUAAAAAAGCUAGCAUCGAGGUAAAAGGUCCCUGUUAUAAAGGACUAUUGCUAGCACUACUCGUUAUCCUUGAGUUAGCCUUUUUCUUUAGUCUUAUAUAACUUGAUAUCAUAUAUUGUCGCUUUCUUCAACACAUAAGCGAAUAAAUUGAUAGUUCGUGCCAGUCCCGAAGGAAGAGUUGGUGAGCACUAGCCACUUGAAUUGGUUCACAGAUCAACAUCAACAAGCUGACCUACUCUACAUUCUUAGAAACUAGCAAAAUGCGAGUGUGGGUAUCGUCUCACGGCUCUGGAGCCAUCAACACUCUAGACAACUCCUUCAGCAUCACAGCCAACGAAGGAGGGUCAGUGAUACGACCGACGAAACCCGGUGAGCUCAAAGGAACUGUUCUCUUUCCUCUCCACGGCCUACCUAGUACUAUUUCCUAUUACAACCGGGUGGCGGUUGACUUCUCGUCUCAAACCGCACGUGUUGAUGAGGUAGUAAUUAUGUCCGGUAGCGACGAGGUCUUCCAGAAGAAGAGGCUGCGCAAAACUGGAGACUUCACAAUUCCGUUGCACGGUCACCAUGUCAAAGCGGAAGAAGAGGGGAAAGGUUUGGCCUUAUGGCUCAAGGUAGAGUUUGAGAAUGUGACUGCGGAGCUUGAGUUCCGGUCAGUUGGACUCGAGGUUGUUGUGACUUCUCCGCCGCCAACUGAAAAGAUUAAACUCGACAGCGGGACUUGGAAUACAGGCCAUGUUAGGCCAUGGGAUCAUCCUAGAGAGAAGACCGAAGGCUUGGUUAAAUUCACAAAGGAGUUUAGCUCAAUUCCGACGGUGUUGGUUAGCAUGAAUACCGCAAGUGUUAAAGGAGGGUCAAAUUUUAGAGUCAAGGUUUACGCGACAGAGAUUAGCUCUCAUGGGUUCACCGUCCAUGCAGAUAGCUGGGCAGAUACGGUGUUAUAUUCGUGCGGCGUGACAUGGUUAGCGAUAGGAUCUUGACAUGUAAGCGAGGAUACCUCGGGACAGCUAAGGACACUGGGAGAAGUAGGGACUGGAAGUGGAACCGUUGGGCUUGGGACAAGUAAUUUAUAGACCUACAUAAUAGAAUACAAUUAUCAUAACAGGUAGUAA